AACAGUCCCAACCCACACACGGACCCCCCAGCUAGCAGUCAUUCACCUGGCCCACAGCACUGGCCUCAUACCCUCUGCCACAGCCAUGACUCAGUCACUGGCUCUGAGCCUCCUUGUCUUGGUCCUGGCCUUCUGCAUCCCCCAGACCCAAGGCAAUGAUGGAGGAGCACAGGACUGUUGCCUCAGGUACAGCAUCAGGAAGAUUCCUGCCAAUGUUGUCCGCAGCUACCGGAAGCAGGAACCAAGCUUGGGCUGCCCCAUCUCGGCAAUCCUGUUCUCGCCUCGGAAGCGCUCUCAGCCAGAGCUCUGUGCUGACCCUAAGAUGGACUGGGUGCAGCAGCUGAUGAAGCGCCUCGACAAGCCACCAGCCCCACGGAAGCAAGGCCAGGGCUGUAAGAAGGACAAGGCGGGGUCCAAGCCUGGCAAGAAGGGGAAAGCCUCCAAAGGCUGUAAAAGGUCUGAGCGGCCACAGGCCACCAAAGGGCUUGGAGUCCCGGAGGCCCCACCAACCUCACCAGGGCUGGAGCUCCGACCCAAGGAACAAGAAGUGAACUAAGAAAGGGAAGAACAAGGGCCUCAGAGUGCCCCCCGCCCCAUGCUGGCUUUGCCACAUCCCUUCUCCUGCUUGAACCAUCGCAAACACCCAUCUGUGCUUGCAGUCCUAACCUGCAUAGCUGAGCUGCGCACGCCAGGCCAGGCCUGGAGAGGCAGAAGAGGGAGAGUCUCCCAGGAAGUGUGAGAGGAGGCAGCAGGACUGUCCCCUCUGAGGAGAAAAGGUCACCCAGGACCCUGGACCUGAGCCUGCUCCCCAUGGCACCUCAAGCCUUCCUUGUAAAUAUGAUCGAUAGCUAACUGAAUAAAAAGCUGUCCUCGCCUCCCGCCCUAGGAUCUGUUGUUGUGUAUUUGUGUCAUAAGA
Molecule: messenger RNA, 916 nt
Organism: Talpa occidentalis (Iberian mole)
Lineage: Eukaryota; Metazoa; Chordata; Mammalia; Eulipotyphla; Talpidae
Gene: CCL21
Product: C-C motif chemokine ligand 21
Exons: 4
Coding region: 86-556 (156 amino acids)
Biological process (GO): cellular response to type II interferon; cellular response to tumor necrosis factor; chemokine-mediated signaling pathway
Cellular component (GO): extracellular region
Molecular function (GO): CCR chemokine receptor binding; chemokine activity
Source: RefSeq, a predicted model, not a curated record